GAUCGCUUGAGGAGGCUUUAUCCAUUAUCUUGCAGAACAUACCAAUUGAAAUUAAAACACCAAAUGAGACAACAAAAAUCUCGGAAAAAAUGCCACUAAAAGAACGUGAUACUAAUAAAGCAUUGGAUAUAUUCAACGUUAAUGUUACCAAAUCUUUUGAUCUAUUCAAUUCCAAGUCAAGCUUCAACUUCCUUGUCUGUAGUGGGGCGGCCGGAAUAGGUAAAACCCGUUGGGGAAAUGAGUUCUUUAACUCUGUUAAAAAAGAUUGGAGUCCACCACCUAAUUGGGGGGAACCAGAUUACCUCUAUUUGCUUCUUGAUUUCGUAAACGGUGUUCGCCUUUGUGAUCUUGAUACAAAUCUGAUGGCAUCUACCAUUCUCGGACUUAGGAUAGCCUAUCACUAUUUUGUACGCAGAGCCGGUAGAGUAAUGUCAUUUGAAGCAUUUCAGGUUCGAGCGUGUCACUUUUUUAAACAUUUCAGAAUAAAUGUUGUUCUUGAAAGUAUUCGAAAUCAUCUAAGUGGGCUCAAUAAGAAGCUUAUUAUAGUACUUCAUAUCGACGAGUAUCAGGAAAUAUUCGCUUUCGCAAAUAGUUGGAAAGGAAGGUUGAGUGGGAAAGGACUUUUUAAAGAAAUGUUGUAUGCCCUCGGACCUUUGAUGAUAGAAUCUGAAGUGAAGUAUUGUUAUGUCCAAACGUUUUUAACAGGGACAGCAUCACAAGAUGUUACCAAUAGCUUCAAAGCAACAGAAUAUUCCUUCAAGUUUGUCAAGUGUUCCCUCUUAUCAAACAAAUCAAUUAUCGAAAUUUUUGAUUAUUUUGCUGAAAAAGGAGGAGAUAAAGAGAAACUUUGGAUGUUCAACACCAAAUUUUUACAGCUUUUAUAUGAUACUAGUGGACUACCGCGAGCAUUGGAAACUGUUCUUGAUGAAUGUUUCAAAAGAGAUGGGUUCUUUACAAAACUGAAGGAUAAAAAUUUUACAUUAUUUGAUGACAUAUUCCACGCUGUCAUUAAUAACCUCACGAAUAAGUAUAAAUUAGACAAAUUUAUUAUGAAAAACCGCAAAGCUAGUUGUAAGCUCCUAUACUACUGCAUCGGAGCCAUUCCGGUUCAGCUUAAUACAAAAUUGGAUUGUGAGCAGACAGUAACGGUAGAGGACCUGGAGCGCGAUGGGUUUUUAAUUCUAAAGAAUUUUGCACCUAAUACUUACUUUAUUGAAAUGCCUUUUUACUUUAUUUACAUAUAUAACAUAUGGUUGAACACGGUCCCUGUUAUUAUACACAAAAUGUUCCAGCCUGAAUCCAAAAUGGCCUGGGAUACCUGGGAGAAAUUUGUAGCUAAUUAUGAAAUAUUUCGCAACAAUCUACUUUUUGAACUAGAGCAACAUAAAGAGGGUAUUUCUUUGAAAGAACUUUAUCGUGGGGCAAUUGGCAAAGGCUCUGUUUUGAACAUCCGGAUGAGGCUUGAAAAGCUUGAACUAUGUGAAGCAAAAAACCAGUUUCCAAAAACUGGUCUUCCAAUAAAUCGCUUAAAUAAUAGAGUUAUGAAUCUGGAUGGCUUAGUGGUUGUAAAUGGCUGCUCGGCACCAUUUGGUGAUGUUUUUUUAGUACGCAAAAAAAUUACUGAAAAUAGAAAUCUUCUUCUAGUAUUCCAGCAGAAAUGGUAUACUACCUUAAAGGAGCUUACUAUAGAUGAUAUAAAAAUUGAAUGCAAUAAGAACAAAAAGGCUGUUAACGAAAUAAAAGAUAGUAAUUUGAAGAAAUUUCUUGAGGAGUCUCAUAUUGUGACUGUCAUUUUCACAUCGCGACCAUUCAAAGGGAAUCCCAAAGAUCUACCAGAUGACUGUCUGAUUAUUUCAAUGGAGAACUUCAAUCAGUAUUUUGGGCCCUUAUUUGCCUCACGAUUGACAUUCGAUAUUAUAAACAAUCUCAAUAUCAACUCCGCAGAGCCAAAACGAAUUUCUGAGGUGAUUAAAGGGGUUGGAGACAUCUUAUCUAAGGUUAUACAUGAGAAUCGACCAUACAAAAGUGCAACCGAAGUUAUUGAAAAGAAUCCAACUUAUAGAAGCUACCUUGAGAAAGUUAGAACACAGCUAGAAGAUUGCUCAUACGCUCCAUACUCAUUUCUGGAUAAUGAGAAUGAUUCAAUGAUAUUAAAUGAAUAUGAUUCAUACUCAAACGAUAAUGACAUAGAAAUGGAUGUUGACUU
Molecule: messenger RNA, 2206 nt
Organism: Funneliformis mosseae
Lineage: Eukaryota; Fungi; Glomeromycota; Glomeromycetes; Glomerales; Glomeraceae
Source: the annotation of a GenBank genome assembly